AUGGGCAUCGCGUGGUCGCGCUGGCUCGACGUGCUACACGGCGGCGAGUCGGAGGGCGUGCCGCCCGCCGUGCCGGCGAUGGUGCAGCGUGCGUACGACCAGUACGCGGACGACAACGGCGUCAUGACGAGCAAGGCGCUGCUUAAGUUCUUCCAGGAGUUCCAGCAGGACAAGGGCGUGCUGCACGGCCCGAUGGCGAACCUGCUGCUGUCGUUCCCCUCGUCCAGCGCCAAGCCCGCGGACGGCAUCCCCCAAGUCAACCGCAGCCGCUCGCACCGCGCGCAGACGCAGGGGCACCGGCACUCGCGCACGCUGACGCGGUACUCGCUGACGCUGGGCGGCAGCCGCAUCAAGGCGCAGGCGGAGCCCAACGCGGACCAGUUCCUGCACGUGCUGCUCGCCCCGCUGCUCACUCCCGCCCUCGCCAACCGGGUGAGUGCGGACAUGCGGUUACCACUAUCGCACUACUACAUAUACACGGGGCACAACUCGUACCUGAAGGGCAACCAGCUGACGAGCGACAGCUCUGUGAAGCCCAUCGUGAAGGCGCUGCGGCGUGGUGUGCGUGUCAUCGAGCUCGACCUCUGGCCCUCCAGCGACAAGUCCGAAAUCCUCGUCAUGCACGGCGGCACGCUGACGCGGCCGGUGGGGUUUGCGGAGUGCAUAAGGGCGAUAAAGGAGCAUGCAUUCGCGGUGUCGGACUACCCCGUCAUCAUCACCCUCGAGGACCACCUCCCUCCGCCUCUGCAGGCCAUCGCUGCUCAGGCGAUGUGUGAGGUGUUGGGCGACAUGCUGUACAUCCCCGAGGACGAAUCCCCCCAGGGCGACUUCCCCUCGCCCUACGCGCUGCGCCGCCGCAUCCUCGUCUCCACACAGCCGCCCAAGGGACCCAAGGAGCUCUCCACCGUCGUCGCCCCUGCCCCUGGAGGAUCCUUCCGGGACUCUGCGGGGGCUGAGGCAUGCUCGCCCCGUUGCAUGUCCCCACGUGGUCGUGAUGCUGAAGUGGCACGUGUCGACUCGCCUGCUGAUGUGGCACGCGCUUCCUCAUCUGGUGAUGUGGCAUGCGCUUCUUCAUCGGGUGAUGUGACAAGUGGCCGUGUUGUUAAUGGCGUGGUUCGCGCUCUACCUGCUGCUGACGUGGCAUGCAACUCCCAUGGUGCUGAGCUGGCACGGGGCCAGACGGACUGGCUAUCAUUCAGAGACCUGGCAGAGGGGUCAUCAUCUGCAACGCUGGCUUCAGGUGCUGCUGCUGCUGAUGUGGCACAUCCUCUACCACACUCACAUGCACCGGCCAGCAUCAGCCAGCUAUCGGGCAUAGAGGAGGUGGCGGAUGACCCAGGGGGAAGGGGAGGAGGUGCAGGAGCAGCGGGGGAGGGCAGUGGCGCGGAGGCAGGGGCAGCAGAAGGGGGGAGCGGGCGGGCGCGGGGGGGGCGGGAGUCCUUUUCCUUUCCGGUGGCGGCGGAGGGGGGCGAGGAUGGGGGGGUUGACCCCAGUGUGGCGCUGGGGGCGGCGCUGAGCAUGGGCAGCAGGCAGCGCAGCAGCAGAGGCAGUCCUGUGGGCGGGUCAGGAGGGUUUUCUCGGCGCAUCAGAGGGAGUCCGUCUCGAGGCAGUGCCAGUGGGCUGGGGUGGGGCAGCAUGGGGCACAGCAUGGGGCACAGCAGUGGGCAGUGGUCGGGGCGGUCGUUGCAGCUGCACCAGGUGGACGAGACGCACCUCCACCAGGUGGAGGUGCAGUGGACGCAGGAGGACGCGGCGGAGGAGGCAGCGGAAGACGCGCUGACAGGCAAGGUGCCGCAGUACCGCCGCCUCAUCUCCAUCCCGGGCGGCAAGCUCAAGGGCGGCAGCGUGGAGGAGGGGCUCACCGCGGGGCACGGCGAGGGCGUGCGCCGCAUCUCACUGUCCGAGACGCAGCUCGCCACCGCUGCGCGCUCCUCGCCCCACCUGCUGCUCAGGUUCACACAGCGCCAUCUGCUGCGCAUCUACCCGUUCGGCCUCCGAGUCACGUCAUCCAAUUACAACCCCAUGCAGGCGUGGCUGCACGGGGCGCAGAUGGUGGCGAUGAACAUGCAGGGGUACGGCCGCCCGCUGUGGCUCGUGCACGGCUUCUUCCGCGCCAACGGCGCCUGUGGCUACGUCAGAAAGCCCGCCUGCCUCAUGGGGGCCGUGGAGGGGCAGGCAGAGGGGCAGGAGAGGGAGAGAGGGGGCGGGGGGCAGGAGAGUGUGCCGUACAACCCCCAGGCAGUGCGCCCCGUGGAGCUCUUUCUCAGGGUGCAUGUGAUCCUGGGCACGGGGUGGUACACGCGCUUCUCCCACAACAACUUCGAUGCUGGCGGGCCCAGCCUGCUGUGCCGGGUGGCGGUGGAGGGGGCGCCGGCCGACGUGGGGGAGAGGCGGUUGGACAUCCGGGUGGGCGAGUGGAACCCCUGCUGGGACGACACACCUCUGCUCUUCCCCCUCACCCUCCCCCACCUCGCCCUGCUCUGCUUUGAGGUUAAAGUUCUGGGCCUUUCGUCAUCUUGCUACCCAUUUUUUGACUAUCUGUUUGAGAAGAAUAUGUACCAGGACGACUUUGGAGGGCAGGUGGUGCUGCCAGUGAUGGGUCUGAAGCCUGGCUUUCGCUGCGUGCCGCUGUACGACCGCAAGGGCAGGCCAAUGGUGGGGGAGCAAGGUGACGAGGCAGAGGGGCCACGGCUGCUGUGCCAGUUCGAGCUGCUGAAACCAGGGGAGGAGAAGGAACCGCAGAAUAGGGUUCCCAAGUCGUCCACUUGGACGGGAGGAGCCGCUAGCAGCAAGAUAGGCACACUGCUGGCAGCCAUGGCGUCCUCCCUCGCAUUCCACGUUACCACACCGCUGCUCGCGGAUUGCUCUAACAACCAUAGAGGGUUGAGUAGUAAUGUACCGCGUGCCUUGAAUCAGGCGAACCCGAAUGCACAUGGAAGGAAUGUCCAUGCAUUGUCCAACAGGCGUCGGGGUAGACAUCUCUCGUUUGCCUCGCUUCUGAGCGCUGGCAUCGCAGCUCCGCUGGAGAAGCGAGCACCGCCUCGAGGGGGGGCUCUGGCGGUGAAAGCCGCUGCCGCAGAUGGCGGUGCCGCGGAAGGCGCGGGUGCGGGAGCGGGCGAGGCAGCGGCCCCGCGGGUGGGCGCGGUGCUGUUCGACAUGGACGGCGUGUUGUGCGACAGCGAGGACCCUUCGCGCGAAGCCGCCGUCGCGCUCUUCGCGGAGAUGGGCGUGGCCGUGACGGCUCAAGACUUCGUCCCCUUCAUGGGAACUGGUGAAGCCAACUUCCUGGGCGGUGUGGCGCGGGUGUAUGGAGUGGAGGGGUUUGAUACAGACAAGGCCAAGAAGAGAUUCUUCGACAUCUACAUUGACCGGUUCGCGCGCCCCAACUCGGGCAUUGGCUUCCCCGGUGCGCUCAAGCUAGUGGAGCAGUGCCGCGCGGCAGGGCUGAGAACAGCUGUGGCGUCCAGUGCGGAUCGAGUGAAGGUGGACGCCAACCUCGCAGCUGCAGGCAUCCCGCAAGACAGGUUCGACGCCAUAGUAUCGGCGGACAAGUUUGAGCGCCUCAAGCCGGCGCCCGACAUCUUCUUUGCCGCUGCCAAGGAGCUGGGCGUGCCCACGGAUCAGUGUGUGGUGAUUGAAGAUGCUCUCGCUGGUGUGCAGGCAGCCACAGCUGCUGGCAUGAGGUCCAUAGCUGUCACCACCACCCUGUCAGCUCCCAGCCUUGCCGCUGGCCGCCCCGCUCUCAUUCGCCGAGACAUCGCUGACAUCAGCGUGGCUGACAUCACCUCUCUGCGCUACCCUGAAGAUGAAGAUGAAGACGACGGCUCAUCUGGCGCUGCUGCCACGGCUGCCACAGCUGAUGCAGCAUCACUGUCUGCGCCUGCUGCAUCAGGGGAGAGCAAGGGGCUGUGGGCGUCCAUAGAUGAGCCGCUUCCCCUGCCAGGCGGCAUGAGGGUGACGCGGCGGGACGCCAUACGGUACAGCAGCCUGGCCAUGGGGCUCGCCACCACCGCCUUCACUCUCGACAACCUCAAGGCCUUCUCCUACGCGUCCCCCAAGGCGCUGCUCAACAUGCUCACGGGCACGGCCGUGCCGCCCGCCAAUGCGGCGGGGCCACGUGGGCUCGUUAAGUACAUCCAGCAGCUGGACCGCAGUGGUGCGGCUGACGUGGUGCCGGACUUUGAGCCGCGCCUGCAGUGGCUCAACAGCGCUCCCCUCUCCUUCGACCGCGAGCUGCGCGGCAAGGUGGUGCUGCUGGACUUCUGGACGUACUGCUGCAUCAACUGCAUGCACGUCCUGCCAGACCUCGCCGCCCUCGAAAAGAAAUACGAGGGCCAACCAGUGGUGGUGGUGGGCGUGCACUCGGCCAAGUUUGACAACGAGAAGGACCUGCACGCCAUCCGCAAUGCCGUGCUCCGAUAUGAUGUCGCCCACCCGGUGGUGAACGACGGGGACAUGCUCAUGUGGAGGGCGCUGGGAGUGUCAUCAUGGCCCACACUGGCCCUCGUGGCGCCCACAGGGCGCCUCAUCGCCAUGGUACCGGGGGAGGGCAACCGCCAGCUGUUUGACGACCUCAUAGCCGCCUCCCUCGAGUACUAUGGUGCCAAGGGCGCGCUCAGCGAUGCGCCCAUCCCGCUGGCGCUGGAGCGCAGCCGGGACCAGCGCGUGGUGGCGUCGGCGCUGCGCUUCCCCGGCAAGCUGGCGUCGGACCUGGCCAACGGGCGCCUCUUCAUCUCCGACUCCAACAAUCAUCGCAUCGUGGUGACGGACCUGCAAGGGAGCUUCCUGGCGCAGAUAGGAGGGGCGGGCGACGGGCUGGUGGACGGGUCGUUUGAAAUGGCUCAGUUCAACAGGCCUCAGGGUGUGGCGUAUGAUCCUUCUCGGAACCUUCUGUUUGUGGCGGACACAGAGAAUCAUGCCCUGCGGCAAGUGGACCUGGUGGGCGAGACAGUGACCACGGUGGCAGGGGAUGGGCGCAAGGGGCAGGACUACAAGGGCGGGGCCAGGGGUAGAGAACAGGCUUUGAACUCGCCGUGGGACGUGGAGCUGACGGCGGACAGGGCAGCAGUGAUGGUGGCCAUGGCGGGGCAGCAUCAGAUCUGGCGGUUCGAUCUUGACACGGGGCGAUGUGUGGUGUUCAGCGGGUCGGGUUACGAGAGGAACCAGAACGGCCGAAUGGGCUCUGACACGGCGUAUGCCCAGCCGUCGGGGCUGUCCCUGGCCCCAGGCGGCAGGGAGAUGUACGUGGCGGACAGUGAGAGCAGUGCGCUGAGGGCGCUCAACCUGCACACGGGGGGCUCCACACUCAUCGCCGGGGGCGACGCCAACUUCGCUGAAAACCUCUUCAAGUUUGGUGACCGUGAUGGCUCUGCCUCCAGAGCUCUCCUGCAGCAUCCACUUGGCACGCUCUCAUUGGACGAUGGCACGGUGCUUGUUGCUGACUCAUACAACCACAAGAUCAAGCUGGUGGAUCCGGCUCGUGGCUCCGUGGUCACACUGGCUGGCACGGGCUCAGCUGGUUUCAGAGACGGGCCGGGAUUACAGGCACAGCUCUCAGAGCCAGCAGGCCUGGCACAUGGUCCAGAUGGCACGGUACUCAUAGCCGACACCAACAACAGCCUCAUUCGCUGCCUGCACCUCCCAUCCGCCUCCUCCCCCACCGCCCUGCUCUCCACUCUCGACCUCUCCUCCGUCCCCCCUCCUCCCGCGGCCUCUUCCUCGACUCAGCGGCGGCGCCUGAGGAGGCGGCAGAAGGCGGACGAGCAGGUGGUGGAGGUGGCGCCAGUGGCAGCCGCCAGGGGCACGCUGCAGCUCGCUCUCUCCAUCCCGGCCGACUACCACUUCACUGCUGGCGCCACGAGCAAGUUCAGUGUGGAGCUGCCAGAAGCAGGGAGCGCAGUGACAGUCACACCGCAGGCCGGUGACCUCACUCUAUCCGGCUCGCUCGCCCUCGCCUCACUGGACUUCACUCAGGGAGAAGCGGCUGACAGCAGCAGCAGCUCGGUGGUGCAGGUCCACUGCAAGGUGUACUACUGCCAGCAGGACGACCUGUGUCUGUACAAGGCUGUCAACUUCAAGAUUCCAUUCACUCCCUCCGCAGCAGCGGAAGCACGGGACGUGCAGCUGUCAUUUGACAUCACCCCUGCCCCUGCAGGCAAGGCUCUGCUGCCAACAGCAUGA
Molecule: messenger RNA, 6180 nt
Organism: Closterium sp. NIES-65
Lineage: Eukaryota; Viridiplantae; Streptophyta; Zygnematophyceae; Desmidiales; Closteriaceae
Source: the annotation of a GenBank genome assembly